AUGUCUUCUCCCGGUCCGUCACCCGCCGUUGUUGUCAUGACUGCGGAAUCUAACGUAGUAAAAGAAGACGAAGAAGAACCAGACAUCCGUCGUGAACAUGAAAUGGGCUAUCACCAAGAACUCUAUCGUGGUUUUUCUCCAUUCAUGUCAUUUGCCUUCUGUUUCACUGCUGUCAAUGUGCUCACAUCCCUUUCAAUCAGUUUCACCGAUGCACUGAGAACUGGUGGAUCGGGUGUGGCCAUAUGGUCUUGGUUUGUUGGAUCUGGUUUUACAAUUCUCGUCGGUCUAUCAUUGGCUGAAAUCUGCUCUGUAUAUCCAAGUGCUGGUUCUGUCUAUUAUUGGGCUGGUCAACUAGUACCUACUCGACAUGCUCCAUUGGCUUCAUUUAUUUGUGGAUGGUUCAAUUUCAUUGGCAAUGCAUCAGCUAAUGCUGCGUUCUCAUCCGGUUUCGCUAGCAUUGUUAAUGCUGCUCUUAUUCUUGAUGGUAAACAAUCGUUGAGUACAGGAGCGCAAGUAGGUAUUAGUAUAGGAAUUACCGUUGUAUGGGCCAUUCAAAACAUAUUCCGUAUUGAUCAACAAGGAUGGUUCAAUAACCUUGCUGCUAUCUUUCAAAUAACUUCUACAAUUAGUACUGUUGUUGUUCUCUUGGUUAUGGCACCUGAACGAGCUUCUGCUCAUGAUGUUUUUAUAUCCACAUACAAUGGUACUGGAUUUCCCUUUCUAUAUAUGUGUUGUAUUGGUAUCCUUUCGACACUGUUCUCAAUGGCCGGUUACGACGCCGGUGCUCAUUUGGCCGAGGAAACUCAAAACGCUAGUCUUGCAGCUCCUAGAGGGAUCAUAGGCACUUGUGUAAUCGGUGCUGUUGUCGGUGCUGCUUACUUACUCGCUCUGCUCUUUGCAAUCCCGGAUAUGGCCUUGUUCAUGGAAAAUAACAGUGAUGACAAUUCUUCGCUCAACUUGGCAGUUGCAGCCUAUAAAUUAGCUGUACCACGUGGAGGCGCACUUGCACUGACAAUUCUUCUAGUAGUUAAUGUGUACUUUGGCGGCAUGUCAUCUAUUACAGUGACCAGUCGGAUUGGUUUUGCCAUGGCCCGUGAUGGUGUAUUCCCAUUUUCAUCUUCUCUUCGUUGGAUUUUUCCGCCGACCAAAGCACCAUUGGUUAUUAUAGCUUUGGUCGUGAGUAUUGAUUGUCUUCUUCUUUUACUCCAGCUAGCAUCAACUACUGCAUUUGCUGCUAUUAUCUCGAUUGCUACGCUCGGCUUCCAAAUCUCUUAUGUAAUACCUAUUUUCUUUCGAUGUACAGUUGGUCGAAAGAGAUUCCCUGUUGGUGAAUUCAAUUUAGGCCGAUUCAGUCUUCCUAUUGCUAUUGUUUCGGUUGUUUGGCUUUUUAUCACUUCAAUAUUCAUGUUCUUCCCUUCAACUUAUCCUGUAACAGGAGAUAAUAUGAACUAUGCUAUUGUGAUCAUUGGUGGUGUGGCAUUGAUCGCUGGAACCUAUUGGAUUGUUUCUGCCCGCCGUUGGUUUAUGGGUCCUAAACGAGAUCGUGUCGAUUCGAUUGUAUUACCACCGGUUUUCAUUGCCACAGUUCACUUUAAAAACACAGAAGAAUAG
Molecule: messenger RNA, 1611 nt
Organism: Rotaria sordida
Lineage: Eukaryota; Metazoa; Rotifera; Eurotatoria; Philodinida; Philodinidae
Source: the annotation of a GenBank genome assembly